Morchella sextelata is the source of this 1341-nucleotide messenger RNA. RefSeq lists its product as uncharacterized. The record is from RefSeq and is a predicted model, not a curated record. The transcript has 8 exons. Lineage: Eukaryota; Fungi; Ascomycota; Pezizomycetes; Pezizales; Morchellaceae. The coding region runs from base 1 to 1341 and encodes 446 amino acids.
AUGAUCUACAACUCAGAGAAGCGAGGGCGUACAAGAAAGAGUGUAAACGAUGCUCCGCCAAACGUAGCAGGGAAUAAUGACACCGUACAGACACCCCUGACCACCCGCCUCAGUUCACCCAUCCAGUCAAGGACAGUAUCAGAUGUUUCACAUCCUCUAUUAACCUGGGCUCAGCUGCGAAAGAGUCAAAGAGUUGAUAGACAGACAGAGGAACCGGAGGAUUGGGCCGAGCAAGAAUCAGAGGACAAAAGUCUCUCCUCGCCCCCCUUCCUCAAACUCUCUCACCCUCCUUCCCCCUACACGAAAACCCGUGGCCCACUACAUCAGGAUUCAGACAAUCGAACCAACAAAUCGACAACCAACCGUAACUCAUACUACUUCGGACUCUCAGUAUCAGACAACAGACACUGUAUAUACCAGGUGCUGCCCAUUGCCUAUAGCGUAUCAGAGGACCGUCACUUCAAUGGCCAAACUCGGAGAAGCUUAUCCUACACCUACGUGCGAGGACUGGAGAGGUCAGUUCUCAAUGGCACCGUGAAUGACCUACUGGAUGAUGCCCUCUUCAAGGAGCCUUUUUCUGCCCCCGACAGGAUCGAUCAGAUUUUCGAAAACACAUGGCUCGAGGUGUGCAGGGCAUAUAACUACCGUGAUAUACCGGUAAGAAAGGAGGUAUUGGCUAAUUUGAAACAGCGGCAUUCUACCUCGCGAGGUAUGAUGACCCAAGGAAUAGAACGAUUCAUAUACAUCACUUUUGGUUUCCAAGGACGUAGUGCAAUAUAUAUACAGGACCGAGUGGAAUACCUCUUACAAAGUGACAGAUAUAUAUGGCAUCCGACAAAGUACGAUAAUGUUUCAUCCGACGAGAGAUAUGCGUCGAGUGUUUCGUUUCAUUUCCGGACCUACGGGCUUCACGGUAUCAACUUUGCGCGUUGCUGGCGGUUCGCAGCGCAGGCGAUCCGGCAAUUCAUCCAAAGCAAAUAUUAUUAUGGUGAGCGACAGAGGGAUCUAGUUGACCCCAAAUUCAUGGACAAGAUUAACGACGUCUUUGUGGCAUUGGCAGCCAGUGUGAUUGGGUUUGGGCUGAGGAACUGGGCAAUGGGGGAGUGGACCAGCGGCCUUGAAUUCAAGCGAGAUACAUGCUUUACAAUGUUCCAACGUCAUCUUCACAGCUUGAAGACGUUACCGAUCCUGAAUCAAGUCAGGCUCAUUAACAACCUCAAGAAGCCUACACAGACCCCGCGGCAGAUGAAUUCUUGGAUUUCAAAGCCAUUUAAAGGAGAGAUGGAGGAGACCCAAGAUCUGGAAGUGUCUGAAGGGGAAUCAGAUGACGACGAAUUAUAA